Messenger RNA from Grosmannia clavigera kw1407, 1626 nucleotides. Its product is annotated as ATP-dependent RNA helicase dbp3. Gene Ontology annotation, biological process: rRNA processing. Bases 1 to 1626 code for a protein of 541 amino acids. The record is from RefSeq and is a predicted model, not a curated record. Gene Ontology annotation, molecular function: RNA helicase activity; ATP binding; RNA binding. Lineage: Eukaryota; Fungi; Ascomycota; Sordariomycetes; Ophiostomatales; Ophiostomataceae. Gene Ontology annotation, cellular component: nucleolus. The transcript is spliced from 4 exons.
AUGUCAAACGGAAAGCACAGUCGCGCGGAAGAGGAGAACGGCGGUCGCGUGGCGACUACGCCGGCCAAGAAAGCCAGAAAGGUGGAGGUGGACGGCGAAGUGCGGAAGGAAACGGUCAAGGAGAAGGCGACCGAGGCUGUCACCGAAGCAGCCGAGGAGGCCGAAGAAGAAGUUGAGGCAGAUGCUGAGGCGACAGGAACGACAGGCACGAAGCUCCAGUACAAGCAGACGGCAGGGCUGACGGCACUGCCGGAAAGCGAGAUCCAGGCGUUUAUGAAGAAGGAGCAGGUGGCAGUGACAGACCCGCUGGCGAAGAAGGACGCGGGAGUGCAGGGCGAGCUGCGGCCGAUUUUGGAGUUUGGACAGCUGCCGGCGACGAAGUUGACGCGACAGAAGCCGUUUGCGGAGUACAAGAAGCCGACACCGAUCCAGUCGGCAUCGUGGCCGUUUACGCUAUCGGGUCGCGACGUGGUGGGAAUUGCAGAGACGGGUUCAGGCAAGACGAUGGCGUUUGCGCUGCCAUGCGUGGAGGCGGUGCUGCGAGCGGCGCGGCCGGAGGCGAUGGAGGCGAAGAAACUGCCGAACCGGUCGAAACUGAACAACAAGUGGGACGGCAAGGGCAACGUGGCGCAGGCGCGGGCAGUAGUGGUGUCGCCGACACGAGAGCUGGCAAUGCAGACACACGCGGCGCUGGCGCCGUUGGCAGCACGUGUGGGCCUGACGGCAGUGUGUCUGUACGGCGGUGCGAGCAAAGACGAGCAGCGGGUGCAGCUGCGACAAGCCGGAGGAGUGGACGUGAUCGUGGCGACGCCGGGACGACUCAAGGACUUUCUGGCAGACGAGGCAGUCUCGUUGGCGCAUGUGUGCUUUGCCGUGUUAGACGAGGCCGACCGGAUGUUGGACACGGGUUUCGAGGAAGACAUCCGGCAGAUCCUGGGUCAGUGUCCUGACCGGACACAGCGUCAGACGCUCAUGUUCACGGCCACGUGGCCGACCAGUGUCCGUGGCCUCGCCCAGGGCUUCAUGGUUGAUCCGGUCAAGAUCACGACAGUCGAGGUCAUGGACCAGCAUGCCAAGGAACGUCGUGUCCUGGCCAUCAUCAAGCAGGAACAGCGCGGUGCUGCCCGGAACGACCGCAUCCUCGUCUUCUGUCUCUACAAGAAAGAGGCCGUCCGGGUCGAGAACUUUCUACAGGGCCAAGGCGUUCGGGUCUGCAGCAUUCAUGGCGACCUGCGCCAGGAGCAGCGGACCCGCAGUCUUGAAGCUUUCAAGACGGGCCAGACGCCAGUGUUGGUAGCUACCGAUGUAGCAGCGCGUGGUCUCGACAUUCCGGAAGUGAAGCUGGUGAUUAACGUGACGUUCCCCCUCACCAUCGAGGACUACGUCCACCGCAUCGGUCGCACUGGCCGUGCUGGCAAGGAUGGCCGGGCCAUCACCUUCUUCACCGAACAUGACAAGGCACAUUCUGGCUCGCUGGUCAACAUCCUCCGGGGCGCCAACCAGGAGGUGCCCGACGACCUGCUCAAGUUCGGCACGACCGUCAAGAAGAAGGCUCACGGCACGUACGGCGCCUUCUUCAAGGACGUCGACAUGAGCCAGAAGGGCACCAAGAUCACGUUUGACUAA